Messenger RNA from Lepus europaeus (European hare), 998 nucleotides. It is a transcript of the gene PSMB7, whose product is annotated as proteasome 20S subunit beta 7. Lineage: Eukaryota; Metazoa; Chordata; Mammalia; Lagomorpha; Leporidae. Gene Ontology annotation, molecular function: threonine-type endopeptidase activity. Gene Ontology annotation, cellular component: proteasome core complex. Bases 48 to 881 code for a protein of 277 amino acids. The transcript is spliced from 8 exons. The record is from RefSeq and is a predicted model, not a curated record.
CUUUUCCUGUGCUCCCGCCCCCGGCCCGGAAGUACUUUCUUGGGAAGAUGGCGGCUGUGUCGGUGUAUGAGCCACCGGUUGGAGGCUUCUCUUUUGAAAACUGUCGCAGAAAUGCUGUCUUGGAAGCCGACUUCGCAAAGAAGGGGUACAAGCUUCCAAAGGCUCGGAAAACCGGCACGACCAUCGCGGGCGUGGUGUACAAGGAUGGCAUAGUUCUUGGAGCAGAUACAAGGGCCACCGAAGGGAUGGUGGUUGCUGACAAGAACUGCUCAAAAAUACACUUCAUAUCUCCUAAUAUUUAUUGUUGUGGUGCUGGGACAGCUGCAGACACGGACAUGACAACUCAGCUCAUCUCUUCCAACUUGGAGCUCCACUCUCUGUCCACUGGCCGCCUUCCCAGAGUUGUGACGGCCAAUCGGAUGCUGAAGCAAAUGCUUUUCAGGUAUCAAGGUUACAUUGGAGCAGCCCUGGUUUUAGGAGGAGUGGAUGUCACUGGACCUCAUCUCUACAGCAUCUAUCCUCAUGGAUCUACUGAUAAGUUGCCUUACGUCACCAUGGGUUCUGGCUCCUUGGCAGCUAUGGCUGUGUUUGAAGAUAAGUUUAGGCCAGACAUGGAGGAGGAGGAGGCCAAGAAGCUGGUGAGUGAAGCUAUUGCAGCUGGCGUCUUCAACGACCUGGGGUCUGGCAGCAACAUUGACCUCUGUGUCAUCAGCAAGAGCAAGCUGGAUUUCCUCCGCCCGUACACAGUGCCCAACAAGAAGGGGACCAGGUUUGGCCGGUACAGGUGUGAGAAAGGGACCACUGCAGUCCUCUCCGAAAAAGUCACCACUUUGGAAAUUGAGGUGCUGGAAGAGACAGUCCAGACCAUGGACACUUCCUGAGUGGCGUCAGCGUGGCUGCGUACUGCUGCAGACCGGGGGGGGCCACUGGCAGCCCUCGUGAGACACUCGUCUGAUUGAUGUUGGCUGAAUGAAACUCAAUAAAAUACGGAAACCAGA